AGCGGGAAAACAGGCAAGGUGUUGUCGGCCACUCCACUCACAGGACCCCGUGGAUCGCCGCCCGCGUGCCCAUGUUUUCCUUCGCUCGUCGCUAAAAGAUGAUUAUUUCUCACAAAGUCCUCACAUUUGACAACAUAACACACACAUCGCGCCGUCUCGCCUCUUAGUGAGUCCGCCGCCUGAGCCGCGCAAGUUCGAGCGUCGUCGUAGACUUUCCCCGCCGCCUGUGGUCAUGACGUCAUCGAUGGUGGUGCCGGUCAUUGAUGUCCAGCAUGACAACUUCAAAGAACUCUGGCCCGCCAUGGUGCUGGCUAUGACGUCAUCCUCUUUUCUGGCUCUCGACACGGAGCUGAGUGGUCUGGGGAACAGGACGUCGCUACUUGCUGCGUGUAUAGAAGACAGGUACAAAGCCAUAUGCCAUGCAGCUCGCUCUCGCUCCAUCCUCUCCCUGGGAAUCGCCUGCUACAAGAAACUCGCCGAGCAGUCCGCAGACACGUACCUGGUCCAGGUGUACAACCUCACCCUGCUCUGUUCAGAGGAGUACAUCAUCGAGCCCCAGUCGGUGCAGUUCCUGGUGCAGCACGGCUUCGACUUCAACAAGCAGUACGCUCACGGCAUACCCUACCACAAGGGGAAUGACAAGGGGGGCUCAGACAACCAGGGAGUUCAUAUCCGGGCUUUAUUCACGGAGAUAUUGCGUGCCAGGAAGCCCUUGGUGCUCCACAACGGCCUGAUUGACAUGGCUUUCCUGUACCAGAACUUUUAUGCACAUCUUCCAGAUCGUUUAGCCACCUUCACGGCCGACCUGUCCGAGAUGUUCCCGGCAGGCAUCUUCGACACCAAAUACGUGACAGAGUUUGACCUCCGUCUCAGCGCCUCCUACCUGGAGUACGCCUACAAGAAAUGCAAGCUGGACAACAGCCGCAACGAGUCCUCCGGUGGGACCGGCCGUCACAUCCACCUGCAGUUCUGUCAGUAUGCCGGUGCCAUGUCCCGCUAUGUGGACCAUAGGGCCUGCCCCACUGUCGCUCCUCAUCAGGUGCAGGCUGACAUCUGCCACAACUUCUCCGCGUUCGGUUGGUGUCCGAAAGGCACCGAGUGUCCCUCGUCCCACGACACAGACCUCAUCAUUCUCCACGACGAUAACUCCAGGACGGAGAAGAGGAGAAAGAGGAAGCGCCAUCAGAAGAAGAAGAAGAAAGAAGAAGAAGACCCUGCGGCACUGGAAGCUGCUCCUCGGGACAAAAAGCCUCACAUGGACUUGGAACCUGGGAAGAUGAUUGACAACUGUAAGGAUGGAGAAGACAUGAAGACUCUUAAUGAUGGAGAAGACAUGAAGACUCUUAAUGAUGGAGAAGACAUGAAAACUCUGCAUGAUGGAGAAGAAGACAUGAAGACUCUUAAUGAUGGAGAAGACAUGAAAACUCUGCAUGAUGGAGAAGAAGACAUGAAGACUCUUAAUGAUGGAGAAGACAUGAAAACUCUGCAUGAUGGAGAAGAAGACAUGAAAACUCUGCAUGAUGGAGAAGAAGACAUGAAGACUCUUAAUGAUGGAGACGCCAUGAAAACUCUGCAUGAUGGAGAAGAAGACAUGAAAACUCUGCAUGAUGGAGAAGAAGACAUGAAGACUCUUAAUGAUGGAGACGCCAUGAAAGCAGACCUCAAAGUGUGCGAGGACACCACGGAAUCGCCAAGAUGCGACAAGAAGGUGGAGUCAGGUUCCCACCGAGCAGGGUUCGAUGCCUUCAUGACGGGGUACAUCUUCGCCUACUCCUGCGCCACCGUGCAGCAGGCGGGCGGCGAGGAGGAGGAGGAGCGGGCGUGGCUCCCCGACUCCCUCAACAAGAUCUACCUGAGCGGCAAGGCGGCCCCUCUCAACAUCGUCAAGAGCACCUUCUCCAAGUCCUCCAAGGCCCACGUGCAGAAGAUGGCGCUGGUCUGGGCCAGCAAGCGGUAAGAGCGGGGGUGUCCAAACUUUUUCCCCCUGGGGGCCAUUUUGAUGUUUUUUUAUUUCCAAAACCUUACAGGUCCCGGGGAUCCAAAAGGGUCUCUGUCAUUAAAGUGUUAAAAAAGUG
This is a messenger RNA of Nerophis ophidion (straightnose pipefish), 2075 nucleotides long. RefSeq names its product target of EGR1 protein 1-like. Gene Ontology annotation, biological process: snRNA 3'-end processing. Gene Ontology annotation, cellular component: cytoplasm; Cajal body. The record is from RefSeq and is a predicted model, not a curated record. The transcript is spliced from 7 exons. Lineage: Eukaryota; Metazoa; Chordata; Actinopteri; Syngnathiformes; Syngnathidae. Gene Ontology annotation, molecular function: metal ion binding; snRNA binding; 3'-5'-RNA exonuclease activity. The coding region runs from base 233 to 1957 and encodes 574 amino acids.